Molecule: messenger RNA, 2678 nt
Organism: Orbicella faveolata
Lineage: Eukaryota; Metazoa; Cnidaria; Anthozoa; Scleractinia; Merulinidae
Product: melatonin receptor type 1A-like
Source: RefSeq, a predicted model, not a curated record
UUUAUUCCAAAAACGUUCUUCAAUUUUCGCAAAUUUUAGCCUCGGUAUUCUAUAAAAUACAUUCUUAUAUAAAAGAAGAGUGUAUAAUACAUCUUGCAAAUUUAGUGACAUCAGCGGUAAAAGACCUGUAGAAAAAUGUCUCUAACCACCACGACAGUGGUUCCAUGAUGACACCUAAACGUCAAUUUUUAUCGCUUAUUUUCGCUUGCCUCUGUGUUUCGAAAUUAUUACCGAUAAGAAUACAGUAAUCAUUGCCGAUUACUAUGAUAAUCAUUAUAUGAAUAGAAUCAUUGUACAUCAGGAGGUUCAUUGAAAUUAUGGUUUUUCGUACUGUUAAAAAGAUAAGGCGAAGUCAUACCUCAAGAGACAUAAAAAAAACCCCAUGAUAUUUAAACAAUCGAAAGUCAGUCAACAUUGACAGGAAAAUUGCAACAUCACGGAAUUGGCGUUAGAGAUUCUGCCAUCGUUGCCAUCUGAAGUGGGCGAAAAGGUGAAUAGUAUCGACAAUAAAACGUGGUUUGUAUCGUGCUUUUCGUAUUCUAUUUUCACUUUCGUUGAAAUGUUCACUUUAUGUUCGCCUGAAAAUCAACAAAUCCAUUCACGCAGCUGCGGAAGAAAAUUCCAAAAAAAACCCCAAAAACUUUCUAUUGUUUGUUUUCGCAUUGUCAUAACAAUACGUGUAAUUUUUUCCUUGUAUUUUUUCCCAGUUUCAGUCCAGCAUCACAGAAUGGGCAAUAGUUGUUCGUAUUAUACAUUUUGUUUAUAUUACUACAUGAACAUUUUAGUGACAAAUACUCAUUGGAAAAUUUUUUUUUUUCAAAAUUGUACGUACGUGUUGUAGUUUAAAUAAACAGGUUGAAAACAUCACGUUUGUUUUAACAAUGUCAAUUGAACUCUUCAAAUCGCUCUCUUUUGAUAAUUGAAAUAAAUUAAUUUCAAUCUAUCUGUUAGACUGUGGGUUCAAAUUUUAUUUGUCUUAACAAUUAACUUUUCUCCACGCUUAUAAGCGGAUUUUCACACCACAUUCUAGCUCUUCAAACGUUUUUCCUCACGUUUUUCUGUAGCCGAUUUAUAUAUUUCCUUCACUGAAUUCUUCUUCUGAGUUACUGUAGAACUUUUCUUACUGCGCUUAGAACCUCAAUGCGUUGGUUGUUACACCUUUUACUAAAAAGUCUAGCUAUAUUUGUAACUUUUCUAUUUUAAGUGUAUUUAGCAUGUCGACUAGCACACGCUUUUCAAUAUCCCACUUAUAACUACAAUGUCUUCACGGGUGAGUUUUUGUUAACUUUUCCUCAACGCGCGAACGUUUUUAUGUUUUUUGGAUUCCUUAAUUGAUUUUUGUAGGGAGUAUAGUAAACGAUGGGCAAGUUUUACGUGCCUGACGCCAGUAAUCUCAUAUCUCACCCGACAGCUUGUUGUCAGAAAGGACUAGACAACGUCAAUAUAAGUUUAUAAAGCUGAUGCAGAUAACAAUUGACCGUGACAGUUUAUUGAAUCAUCCCAUGAAAACGACAGAAGAUAACGGCUGUUAUUACAGUUGGUCCGCCGUCACUCCACGUGCUAUAAGAGUUUCAUUCUUAGUUUAAAGCUAACUGCGUCGCAAUAACUUGCUAGAAAGCUUCAAAAUUUUUUCAUCCUCCUGCGAUCAUCGCGGAACAUGGAGGAAUCCCUUUCUCUCGAGUUAGCCACGAGAACAGAGACCUUAGUUUGGAUUGAAACUGUUUUGUUUGCCGUUAUCAAUGUUGUGGCCCUCUUUGGCAAUCUUCUUACUUGUUACGCCGUGCGCAGAAACCAGGGGCUUCGUACACUUCCCAACAUGUUUGUAGUAGCACUUGGUGUAAGCGACAUUCUGAUGUCCGUCUGCUGUAUGCCCUUUUCAGUGGCAACAUUAUUUCGAGGAGAGUGGAUUUUUGGCGAAACAUUUUGUCGUGUUCUCAGCUUUGAAGUGUUUACGUUUGCAAUGGCCUCUCUCAAUACCAUGGCAAUAAUUGCAGUGAGCCGAUAUUUUCGUGUCGUUAAAUCAGUAAAGUACCCCGUAGUGUUUAAAAAACAAAGAGCUUUGAUGUACAUUGCUGUUGUCUGGCUCGUGGCAUUCGUUGGAUCUGUUCCUCCGUUCUUCUUCGAAAAAAGUGCCGUUAAAUUUCACGCUGGUAAAGCAAUGUGCUGGUACUCAUUUCAAAGUAACAUCGCAUACACUAUAUUUGUCGAGUGCAUUUACAUCGCAACUCCUUUAACUGCUAUCAUCAUCUGUUACGCCAAAGUCUUUCACACAGUGUCUAGAUCAAAUCGUGUCUUCGUGCAAGAAAAUAACCCUCAGCAACUCAGAGCGAACGUUGAAGAAGCCAAAGUGACCAAGACUUUAGCGGCAGUAAUGGUCGGUUUUACGUGUUGUUGGCUUCCUAUUUGUAUCGUGGAUAACAUUGACACUGCACGUGGAGAAGACACUUUGCCGAGACAGGUGUACCUUACAUACGGGUUCUUGUGUUAUUUGAGUAGCACCAUCAACCCCUUCAUAUAUGUUGCCACGAAUAAACAAUUCAGACGCGAAUACAAAGCUAUUUUGAGUAACAUUGUUUGCUUUGGGCGCCAAAGUAAUGACUGAAAAUCUGGUGCGCAAUAUUGUCGGCCGCGUUACAUUUGUUUUCACUUUUUUGUUUUCUCGCCGACUAAAACUACAA